Molecule: messenger RNA, 3243 nt
Organism: Penicillium longicatenatum
Lineage: Eukaryota; Fungi; Ascomycota; Eurotiomycetes; Eurotiales; Aspergillaceae
Product: putative PHD finger domain protein
Exons: 2
Coding region: 1-3243 (1080 amino acids)
Biological process (GO): regulation of transcription by RNA polymerase II
Source: RefSeq, a predicted model, not a curated record
AUGGCGCCCAUGUCCAGACACUCUCUUUCAGGCAGACCGUCACGCUCCACCCCUAAAUCAUCUAUGAAACAGUCGCGUAGAAUCAUGGAGUCUCCCGAAGAGCCUCCAAUGAAGAAGCGCAGGUAUGUGCCUGGUGGCCCAGGAGGAGGCGGACGAUUCAUCGAUUUCGACGGCACCGAAGUUGAAGAAAUGACUCCCCAAAAGAAGACUAAUGGCACACCAAGACGAAACUCCACAAGCGCACGAGGUCGCCCCCCACGCGAUACCGACCAACCAAUCCAUGCCCCUCCACCUCCGCCUCUUGUCCCAACAACGCCGCCGUCUGUGACGCGUCCCCGGCGAGACAAAAGCCAGAAUCGCGGUCGCUUUACCUCAUCAACAGCCGCCGCGCUUGCCUUACAACAGGGAGAUGGAUACAAACCACGAGAGGAGAGAGGAUGGGAGGAGUUCCAUCCCGAUUUGGACAUUGAUGGCAGACUCGCUGUCUUCACAGCCGAAGAAGUGGAUACGGUCGACCCUGCUGCCAACCAACUGACUUUGGAGGCGCUGACUGGCAUUUCUGGUCUUGAUGGUUCAGGAUCACCUAUGCUUCUUUCACCUGAUAUCGCAUCACCCGUUCCAUUCAAGCGUAGGCCUGGUCGCCCGCCACGCCGUCCAGAAGCUAUCUUGAAUGCUCUUCUCGCACAACAAGGCCCGAAGGUGAUCCCACCCCCGGGACCCAAUCCCCGGGAAAAAUUGACACUGCCUAAGCCGGCGUUCCGACUGCAGGAUCCUUUCACCUUUUAUGAGAAGAAGGGUGUUGGCCAACAGAAUUAUGUCGAUCGAACCAUGGCCAAUGUCGGAUACCAAGAAAGUGACUUAUUCCUGCGCCACGACCGGCGCUUCAUUCGCAUGACCGAAGGUGCGCAAGAAGACGACAUGGACGUCAUCCAGCCUGUGGCGUCAGAGGGCGAUGUCAACGCAACGAGCGGAAGAGUGGAGUACGAUAUGGACGAACAAGAUGAGAAAUGGCUAGAUGAUCAUAACUCCAAGCGUAGAGAUGAUCAGCUUGAGCCCAUAAAGCCUGCCAUAUUCGAAAUCACUAUGACCAAGAUCGAAAAGGAAUGGCAUGCGCUUGAAAAGCGGAUUCCUAAACCAAACCCCAAACCUCCACAAACUCAGCGCCCCCGCUCUAGCUCUGCUGCUGCAGUAAACGGAGAGACUGCCGGCCCGGGGGAAGAGCAAGAUAGCAAAUGUGCUAUCUGUGAUGAUGGUGACUGCGAGAACUCCAAUGCCAUUGUCUUCUGCGAUGGUUGCGACUUAGCGGUUCAUCAAGAAUGCUAUGGUGUUCCUUUCAUCCCCGAGGGACAGUGGCUUUGUCGCAAGUGCCAAUUGCUGGGACGAGGCACCACCAACUGUAUUUUCUGCCCCAACACCGAGGGUGCAUUCAAACAAACUACUUCUUCUAAAUGGGCGCAUCUGCUGUGUUCUAUAUGGAUACCCGAGGUUUCAAUCGGAAAUCCGUCACUCAUGGAGCCCGUCACAGAUGUUGAAAAGGUGCCACGCAGCCGGUGGAAGUUGAUGUGUUACAUUUGCAAGCAGAAAAUGGGUGCUUCAAUUCAAUGUAGCAACAAGAAUUGUUUCGUUGCAUUCCACGUUUCAUGUGCACGCCGAGCGCAACUAUACCUGAAGAUGAAAAUUGGCCAUGGACUGAUGGACUCACAUCUCCUGAAGGCCUUUUGCGAUAAGCAUGUUCCGCCAGACUGGCGAUUGGAGCAUGGCACUGAUGCCGCCACGGCCGAUGCGAUCGAAUACUACCGCAAUACCAUGCAAGGUAAACGGUGGGGAGACAGCAUGGCAGCGGCGCUCUCUAUGGGGCCUGCGCUUGCCGAGGAUGCAGAAGGAGAAAGGACCCAUACCCCCCGAAUCACAUUGACCGUCGGAGGUAAUAAGCGAAAGCGUAUCCCAAGAAUGAUCUGGAAGCUACCUUCCGGGGCUCCAGUCAUUCCCCAGGUUGUUCUGAACUCAGUAGUGGCAUGCCUCGGGCGGUUUACCGUUCGUGGUCGAAAGCAAUAUGCAGAAGAGGCAUGCAAGUACUGGACACUCAAACGCGAGGCUCGUCGUGGAGCUGCUCUGCUCAAAAGACUCCAGCUUCAACUGGAGACCUUCUCCUCCAUGGAGAUGACCCGACGAGAUUACGUCGCCAUGGGUGUCACCGGCCACAAACGGUUGCAGCGUCGCAUGGAGUUCGGCGAGCGGCUCUAUAGGGACCUUGACCAUUUGCGAAUGUUAUGUGACGAGGUGAAGAAGCGUGAGAGGGAGAAGCUUAAAGAUGCCGAAAUGCUUCGAAGCAUUGUCGACAUUGUCUACUUUCCGGUUUUCCCUUUACUGUGGCCAAUAUUCGAGAAAGCACAAGUGCUCGAUGGAAAGGGAGUAUUUGCGGCAGGGCUAUUAUCUAUUCGCAAGCGACUCGAAGAGCGUUUCUACCCGUCCGUGGCGUCUUUCUCCGCUGAUCUAGCAAGCCUUUUCACCUCGGAGAUUGGCGUAGGCCCUGCUGGUGAUACUGCAGAACUUCAAGCGCAGAUCAGUGGCCGUGCUCCUGAGCUUAGUCUGGAGCAGCGAGAAAAGAGAAAACUGGCCAAGCGGAUUAUUAAAUCCAUUCAGCCCCAGCUGGAAGACGCAAUUCGCAAAGAGAGCGAAUUGAAUCGCAAACCUUACGAGAAAGAACUGAAGGAGCUGGAUGCAAUACUUGACCACAGCGUCAUGUCACGCCGAGGAGAGUCCUUGGAGCCCGAUGGGGACCAUGACGUUGAGAUGGAUCAGGAUGAUACUAAGCCUGAGGCCAUGGAGGGUGUGGAGGAAACAGUUCCCACUGCCUCUGCUGAGGAAGCUGUGUUUACCAAGGAACCUGAGUCAGAGGAUAUUGCUGCAGAGCCUGCAUCUGUUGAAGAGACUAAAUCAAACAUCAAUAUAGCCUAUCAUCGCCACCCCACCCCGGUUCUGAGCGAGGAAGACCAGCAAUUACCUUUGGCUCAGGGUGGCAUCCAGUGGUACAUGCAGCCUUUUGAUCCUAUCGGCACCACUGUUCAUGAAGAACGGUGGACAGGUCGGGACGUUAUGCGGGGGAUGAGUGAGGAGCUUAGUGAGUUGGACGAGGACGAACUCAAAGACCUGGUGGACGAUGAACUGGACCCGGCUACAAAAGCACCCAAUACGCUGGGGAACUCCCAAAAUGUCCGUCGUACUCGUCGCUUGCGUGGCUAA